Trifolium pratense (red clover) is the source of this 710-nucleotide messenger RNA. RefSeq names its product ribonuclease Oy-like. Bases 12 to 710 code for a protein of 232 amino acids. Gene Ontology annotation, molecular function: RNA binding; ribonuclease T2 activity. Gene Ontology annotation, biological process: RNA catabolic process. NCBI's taxonomy places the organism in Eukaryota, Viridiplantae, Streptophyta, Magnoliopsida, Fabales, Fabaceae. The record is from RefSeq and is a predicted model, not a curated record. Gene Ontology annotation, cellular component: extracellular region. The transcript has 2 exons.
UACCCACCACUAUGUGUUACGAUUACGAAUUUCUAGUCCUAGCUUUGCAGUGGCCAAUCACCACUUGUAAGCCACCAAACAAUUGUGUGAAAAAUCUUCCUGAGAAUCUAUCGAUCCUUGGUUUAUGGCCAAGUGCAAGGAAACCACCCUAUCCGGUAAAUUGCAAGGGAGACAAUUUAAAACCAGAAAUGGUUGAACCAAUUGUGAAUAGACUAGAGAAUGAUUGGCCAAAUUUCAAAUAUGGUGAAAGUGAUUUUUCACUAUGGGAAAUGGAAUGGAAUAGACAUGGAAAAUGUUCUUUGGACAUUUUCCAUAAUCAAAUAAGCUAUUUUCAAACAACAUUAAGGUUAAAUUCACAGGCUGAUAUUAUGAAGAUACUCACCAAGAAUAAUAUUAUGCCUAAUGACACAACAUUAUAUAACACACAACAAAUUAUUGAUUCCAUAACUAAUGAUCUUGGAGCACCUCAACUGGAGUGCAGUGAAUCUAACCCUCCAGAGUUAAUGGAAAUUAGAAUAUGUUAUGCUCGUAAUUUAUCGUUAAUUAAUUGUCCAUAUAAGCACUUAAACAUUGAUUGUGGAGUACAACUUAAAUGGCCAUCUAAUUCAUCUGAUCUUUUGGUCAAAAAAAAUUCAUCUGAUCUUAAUUCCAUUAAUUUGUACUUCUUGAUCAUGUUAUUUAUAGUGUUUAUAAUGUUAUGUAAUGAAUAA